Cuscuta campestris is the source of this 589-nucleotide messenger RNA. The record is from the annotation of a GenBank genome assembly. Lineage: Eukaryota; Viridiplantae; Streptophyta; Magnoliopsida; Solanales; Convolvulaceae.
AGCAAAAACUGAGCCUUGAAUCACCGCCUACUCCCUCCCCCAACGUGCACAAAGCUCUCCACGCGUCCAAUGGACGAGGCCGCGGCAACCAAGUUCGUGGUUGGGGCCGCUUUCCGAAUACCGAGGAGGAGGAGACUGGACCAAUUGUGGCAGUGGUGGGCGCUUCCUGUCUGGACCUCCAAUGCAUGGGCGGAGGAGGGGGGCAUGCCUGGCCAAGUGCCCCCGGCGAAAUUCCGUCGAAAUAAGCGAUUCCGGCGUCCAAAUCCCACAAUGCUGGUGGCGAUGGGGUCGUAUGGACCUCAGGAGGCGUUUAUGAGUGGUGGGGAGGCUCGCCGCUGCGUGUGGUGGCCGAGGCAGAUUGGGCAGCGGCAUGGACGGCGGCUGUUGAUAUAUGACAUUUCCCGGCAGCUUUUCCGGUGAUGUUUGGGUGCAAUAGGACCGGCGGGAUAAGGAGGAGUUUAGUGGGUGACCGGCGGACACGACGUAGAAGAUGUUGUCCAAGUCUCCAAGAAGGCUUCCUUGAAGAAGAUAAGAUCUGACACGAGGAGGCUGGGAGGAAAUACGGAGUUAAUAAUAUUGUCGGUCAUUU